AUGACUGGCAAGUGUCAGACGAGCAACGUGACCAACAAGAAUGACCCACGCUCCAUCAACUCCCGAGUCUUCAUCGGGAACCUGAACACGGCCAUCGUCACCAAGAGUGACAUCGAGGUCAUCUUCGCCAAAUACGGCCGCAUCGUGGGCUGCUCUGUGCACAAGGGCUACGCCUUCGUGCAGUACCUGAGCGAGAGGACCGCACGCGCCGCCGUGGCCGGGGAGAACGCGCGCAUCAUCGCCGGGCAGCCACUGGAUAUCAACAUGGCUGGGGAGCCCAAGCUGUAUCGACCAAAAGCAGGAUCAAAGAGGCCACUCUCUGCUAUAUACAGUGGUUACGAGUUUGACUACGAAUAUUACAGAGAUGAUUUCUACACCAGGGUGUUUGAUUACCCCGGUCGCGUGCCUCCUCCCCGGGCCCUCGUGCCAAUGAAGCGCUCCAGACUGAUGACUCCGCCCACUCGCCGUGGAAAGCCCUCCCUCCCGACAAGACACGCCUCCUCUAGGCCCCCAGGCCCUAGCCCCCUCUCCUGUGGCCCCAAACUGAAGUGUGAGCAGCUGCAGGUGAUUAGGCGUGAGCUGGCGCAGGUGAAGCUGAAGGUGGACUCCCUGCUGGGCCGACUGGAGCGCAUAGAGAGACAGCAACGCCUAGACUCUGAAGUUCAGAGAAAGUACGAGGAGAGCUGCGAUUGGCUGCGCGAGGAGAGCGUGUCAGAGCGAGCCAGCCACUCAGGAGAGGAGGGCUGUGAGGGGGAGGAGCCUGAGGCUGGGGAGAUGACGGACGGGGGAGAGGAAGACUAUGAUGAAGAGGCCAGCAACGACCCGAUGGAGAAUCAUGUGUCAGAUGUUGACAACUAAACUAGGAGGCCAGGACAGAGGAGACAGCAGCAGCAUCUGAGGACACCAAAGGAUCAUGGGAAGGCAAUGUGACGUGAUGACAUCACACUGUGAGGAAUUGAGG
Engraulis encrasicolus (European anchovy) is the source of this 961-nucleotide messenger RNA. Its product is annotated as RNA-binding Raly-like protein. The coding region runs from base 1 to 858 and encodes 285 amino acids. Gene Ontology annotation, cellular component: nucleus. The transcript is spliced from 8 exons. Gene Ontology annotation, molecular function: RNA binding. NCBI's taxonomy places the organism in Eukaryota, Metazoa, Chordata, Actinopteri, Clupeiformes, Engraulidae. The record is from RefSeq and is a predicted model, not a curated record.